AUGGCACAGAGGUGGACCUGGGUCAUGGAAGACAUGCAGCUUGCAAUGCCAGUCGGAGCUGAGUUUGAGGCUAGCUGCGACCAAAAAGAGCCAGCCGCCUCGUUGCUUGGGUUCGCGAACCACGCCUCUGACCAGCGCCGGCUGUCCUCCGGCUCUGAAUCCUCCUGGACUGACACGGGCGAUAUUGGCGAACAGCUUGGCGACGAACACGAUCCCGUACGGCUUCAGCUGCCCGAAGAGCUUGAACAAGAGCUCCUCGCUGGUGUGCAGAAGCGUCAACCCAAACACCUCAAAAAGGUCCGCAUACACGAUCCGUCUCCGAGCCGUUACCAUCGAUCCCAGUCGUUACCUCGAAUCAUCGAUAAAGAGGCCAUCGAAAUCCCACAGGUUAAACCACGACGACCCUCACUUGCUGAACGUUGCAUUGGAGCCAUCAUGUCUGGGAGAUCGGGGUCCAUCCAUGGCCUGACGGGCAAGGCCUUGCUCUAUUUCACUAGCAUCUUUGUUUCGCUUGGCGUGUUUCUGUUUGGCUAUGAUCAAGGCGUCAUGUCGGGUAUUAUUACUGGCCCACACUUUAUCGAUUACUUCGAUCACCCUUCCAAAGCACAUGUUGGCACCAUGGUCGCAAUCUUGGAGAUUGGCGCCUUUAUUUCGUCGCUAGUCGUCGGUCGAGUAGGAGACAUUAUUGGCCGCAGACGCACCAUCUUGUACGGCUCUUGUAUCUUCUUCGUUGGCGGUGCAUUGCAGACGCUGGCAACCUCGAUGACCAUGAUGAUGGUCGGCCGUAUCAUUGCCGGUGUGGGUGUUGGUAUGCUAUCCACCAUUGUGCCAGUGUAUCAGUCGGAGAUUUCUCCUCCCCAUAACCGUGGAAAGCUGGCAUGUAUCGAGUUUUCUGGCAACAUUAUCGGGUACACAACGUCCGUCUGGGUAGACUACGGCUGCGGUUUCAUCGAAAGCAACAUGUCGUGGAGAGCGCCGCUCUUCAUGCAGUGCGUCAUGGGUGCUCUCCUCGGGUUGGGCAGUCUAAUCAUUGUUGAAUCUCCAAGGUGGCUCCUUGACAACGAUCACGACGAGGAAGGCAUGGUGGUCAUUGCCAAUCUUUAUGGGGGUGGUGACAUUCACAAUCAAAAAGCCAGAGAGGAAUACCGCGAAAUCAAGAUGAACGUGCUGCUUCAGCGACAGGAAGGCGAACGAACUUACGCCGACAUGUUCAAAAGAUACAGCACUCGGGUUUUUAUUGCCAUGUCCGCACAAGCUCUGGCUCAGCUGAAUGGCAUCAACGUCAUCUCGUACUAUGCUCCAUACGUCUUUGAAUCGGCUGGUUGGGUUGGCCACGAUGCUGUCCUGAUGACAGGUUUGAACGGCAUUACGUACUUCUUGUCCACCAUUCCGCCCUGGUACUUGGUCGAUCGAUGGGGAAGACGCCCGAUCCUCUUGUCCGGCGCGGUAGCCAUGACCAUUUCGCUCUCACUCAUUUCGUACUUUAUCUACCUUGACGUCAAGUGGACGCCGAGAAUGGUGGUGCUAUUCGUUAUGAUUUACAAUGCGGCGUUUGGCUACUCCUGGGGUCCAAUUCCAUGGCUAUAUCCCCCAGAGAUUCUUCCCCUCAGCAUUCGAUCCAAGGGCGCUAGUCUGUCCACGGCUACCAACUGGGCUUUCAACUGGCUUGUUGGAGAAAUGACGCCAAUUCUGCAGGAAUGGAUCAAAUGGAGACUAUAUCUGGUGCAUGCGUUUUUCUGCACCGUGUCAUUUGUUAUCGUCUAUUUUGUCUACCCCGAGACCUGCGGUGUACGACUCGAGGAAAUGGAUUCGCUUUUCGGUGAUGCUAGCACUGUAAUGGGCACACCAUCCAUCCAUGCUGAUACCGAAUCCCUCAUUCGAGCCGGCUCACCGGGACCUUCUCGAGACAUUCCCGGCAUGUCGCUUGAUGCCGCCGCAGAAAUGGACGACGACCGCAAAUCACAAAUUCAAACUAGCGGUGGCGAAGACCGAAGCAUCGGCGGGUGGCUUUCCAGAGUCGUAGCCCGCGGCCGAUCACCGAGCGCGAACAGCAGCCAAGGUCGAUAUGCCCCCUUGGGCCAGCAGGAUGAGAAUCGCCGCAACGACGGCUGA
This is a messenger RNA of Pochonia chlamydosporia 170, 2112 nucleotides long. Its product is annotated as sugar porter (SP) family MFS transporter. The record is from RefSeq and is a predicted model, not a curated record. NCBI's taxonomy places the organism in Eukaryota, Fungi, Ascomycota, Sordariomycetes, Hypocreales, Clavicipitaceae. The coding region runs from base 1 to 2112 and encodes 703 amino acids. Gene Ontology annotation, biological process: transmembrane transport; carbohydrate transport. Gene Ontology annotation, molecular function: carbohydrate:proton symporter activity. Gene Ontology annotation, cellular component: membrane. The transcript has 6 exons.